AUGGUAAGUUUUUAUUUAAGUAUUCUUAUUCGUUAUAAAUUAUUGUUUAUUUACCCUUAUUAAUUGUUCCGUAGUGACUAUAAAUCGUGGUGAUAGAAUCUGUUACAUCAGCCCAUGUUCGGCCAUGUGGACUCUAUAAUAAUUUAAUAAUACUAAUAGUUUCUUCUUAAUUUCUAUCUGUAGUCGAAAUAUUAACUUGAUCAACUAUCUAGCCAUCGACUUACAAUUUUGUGAUAUAUUCGAGUAUUUGUUGUAAUUUGUUAAAUUUGUUGACCUAACCUCACUUUCGAUAUAAUAUAAUUUUUUAUACGUAUUGUCAUUAAUUUGUAAUUAUACGCGUUUUCACUUUUAAUAUAUACAUUGUACUUUUACGUUAGUAUAAAAGUACUUUAAUUUUAUAUGUUAAAAUAGUUAAAUUUCAUUAAAAAGUUUUACAAAAAAAUAAUGUUAGAAUGUUUAAAAUACCUGUAUUGGGUUACAAAAUACUAUCCUAUUAUUAAAUAUUUAUUUACUAUUAUAACUGAAUCAUUUUUAGUGUAAAUUUAUUAAUAAUUUUAGUUUUUUUGAUAGGUUGUUAAUAAUCCUAUUUUAUCAAAACACAUGUAAAAUUGUAUUACAUUGAAGUAGUUCCCUUAAACAAUUAAUAAUUAUUACUUUUAGGCUUUAUCUACAGCUCGGCCGUUAGUUUCUGUGUAUAGUGAGAAAAAUGAAGAAACUGGAGAAACUGUAGCUCUUGCUACUGUGUUCAAGGCACCUAUCAGACCAGAUGUGGUUAGCUUUGUCCACGACAAUAUUUCAAAGAACAGUAGACAACCCUAUGCAGUUAGCAAACUAGCCGGUAAGCUAAUAUUUUAUGAUAACUAUAUCAUCAAAUAUUUCUUAAUUUCUUCCCCUUGUGUUAUAAUUAUAUUAUGCAUUUAGGUCAUCAAACUAGUGCUGAAUCAUGGGGUACUGGACGUGCUGUUGCUCGUAUUCCCCGUGUCCGUGGUGGUGGUACUCAUCGCAGUGGUCAAGGAGCCUUUGGUAACAUGUGUCGUGGUGGUCGAAUGUUUGCCCCGACCCGUAUAUGGAGGCGUUGGCAUAGAAAAGUUAAUGUUACACAAAAACGUUAUGCUACAGUUUCAGCAAUUGCUGCUUCUGGUGUACCUGCUCUUGUUAUGUCUAAAGGUAAUUCUAUUUUAUUGAAGAAUUAAAAGAGUUUACAUGUACCUUAAAUGUCCACAUUUGAACAAAAUUAUUAGUUUAUUAUGUUUUAAAGUGUGCUAAAUUAAAUUAAUUUCAUCAGCGUACUCUUAUAAAAUUGUUUAUUUUUUUAAGAGUUCCAAUGAAAUUGAAUAAAUUUAGUAUUGUUUAUGAUAAUAUUUCUCUAAGUUUUAAAUUUUGUUUCCUAUUGUUAAUGUACAGUGAUGUCACUGCUUAAAGCACUGGGUUAUAAUUGCCUGUGAUUACUUAACAAGUAUUUAUUUAUGUAAUAUCUAGUCGAGUACAUUCAAAAUUUUUUAGAUCGAGUGUAUUCUAAUAAUCAAGCAACAGUUGUAAAAUUACAUAAUGUUUGAAAUAAUAAUGCAAAUUAACUGUAGAAUAAAUUACAUAUUGUUUCAGCAUUACAAAAUGACAACAUAGUGUUAUAUUGCUAAUUAAUUUUUUUUUUUUUUCUUAUGAUGACAUUCUUUACAGAGCAUUGGGUUAUGAUUUCAAUGAUUACUUUUACGUUGACACAGUCUGAUAAUAAUUAAAUUUAAAUUUUGUUUUUUGUGAGCUAUAGCUGUAGAGUACAUUUUAAUGAAAAACUGAAAAUGUAUAUUAUUUUUAUAAAUUGUGAAAUUUAUACUGCACAUGGCAUAGUCUUAUACUUAUGUAUUCGCACAAAACCAUUUGAUCGUUUAGUGCAUAUAUUAACCUUGUGCUUUCUAGGCGUUGCCUCACUUAAUUUUAGUAUUAGUGGUGGCGGCAAGAGUAUCAUAUAAUUUUCUAUUAAUUAUAAGGUUUUGUUUAAAAUGAUGACAUUCUUUACAGAGCAUUGGGUUAUGAUUUCAAUGAUUACUUUUACGUUGACACUGUCUGAUUAUAUUAACAUAUAAAAUAUGCAUUUUGUGUGAUCUAUUAUAUAGAGAAAUUUAAAACCAUAAACUGAUUCUUAUUUAAGUACGAAAUAUUAUUAGUAUAGGUUGAAGAAGUACUAAACUUGCACAUGGUGUAGUCAAAUACAUAUGUAUUCGUACAGAACCAUUUGAUCGUUUAGUGCAUAUAUUAAUUUUGUGCUUUCUAGGCGUUGCCUCAUUUAAUUUUAUUAUUAAUUGUGGCGGCAAGAGUAUCUUACAUGUUUCAGCAAAAUGUUAGCAGUAUUUUUAUAAUAGUUUCUUUGAAUUAAAUAUAUUAAAUAAUAUUUAUUUGUUUAUUAAUUUAAAAUUUCUAUUAUAUUAUUUAAGGUCAUUUGGUUCAGGAAAUACCUGAAUUUCCAUUGGUUGUUUCUGAUAAGAUACAAGAAUACACUAAAACAAAGCAAGCUACCAUUUUCUUACAUCGUAUUAAAGCAUGGAAUGAUGUCCAAAAGGUAAAUAAUUGAUGAGAAUAAGAAUUCAAAGAAUUAAAUUACAUUUGUACUUUUGUACUUAAACUAUUUCUGUGUAGGUGAUCAAGUCUCGGCGUAUACGAGCAGGUAAAGGAAAAAUGCGCAAUCGUCGUCAUGUUCAACGCAGAGGACCAUUGAUUGUAUACAGCAAAGAUCAAGUAGGAUAUUAUUAUUUUUUUUUUUUAUCCAAUUAUUCUUAAAUCCUGAAUGCACUUUAUUAUAUAGAGUUAAAUAAUUAUGAUUUAUACUCAUACAUUCUUAUUGUGCUAUACAAUUUGAGGUCUGAUCUUUCCUAGUCGGCUUGUGCUUGUAUUGGGGACAAACUUACCAUACAAAUUAUAACAUGUGUAAUAAUAAAACAUUGAAACAUUAUAUAUUACUUUUACAACCAAAACUACUUGAAUUUUUUAACUCAGAAAUUAAACUUUAGUUCCAAUUGACCAUUGGUAAUUACAAUUUUAAAACACUGGCACAAUUUCACACUUUAAUGUUGAUUCAUAAUUUUUUGAGUGUUCUUAUUGUGCAACAUUAAAAACUUAAUAUUUCACAGUCGCUGCUAUAGUUAUUUAUUUGCUGCAUACUCCAAAAUAAUUACAAAAUUUAAAAGUUAAUUAAUUUUAAAUUCAUAAUCACUUCUAUAUAUUUUAAAGUCAAUAUAAUACUAAUAAGAAUGGUAUAUUGAAAGCACAUAUAAAUGUCCAACAUCAAUAUUGAAAAUUUACUGAAAUGUUACCGUACGUGUGCAAAAUUAAAUUUUUAUUUCAAGGCGUACCCUAGAUAUAUUAAUACUUGCAUCUUUUGGGUUCCAUUGAAAUUAAACAUAACAAAAUUUUAAAUGUAUUAUUGCACAAUUUCACACUUUAAUUAUUGAUUCGUAAUUCUUAUGAGUGGUCUUAUUGUGCUAAAUUAAAAAUUAUUUUACAGUCGCCGCUUUAAUUAUUUAUUUGCUGCACACUCCAAAAUAAUUACAAAAUUUGAAAAGUGUGUUCAUGAUUAUUAGCACUUAAAAUUUGUAGUGUAAGAAACAUUUUAAAUGCACAUAUAAAUGUCCAACAUCAAUAUUAAUAAUUUAUUGAAAUGUUACCGUACGUGUGCAAAAUUAAAUUUUUAUUUCAAGGCGUACCCUAGAUAUUUUAAUACUUGCAUCUUUUGGGUUCCAUUGAAAUUAAACAACAAACUUUUUAAAAUACUAUGAUAUAAAUUCUCACUUUAAUUAUUAAUUUGUAAUUUUUAUGAGUGCAAAAUUGAAAAUUAUUUAUUGCAUGUCCAAAUUAUAAUGUUGUUUAUUGUCAUUUAUGUGACAACAUAAUAUAACUCAUUCUCUUCAGUUCAUAAACAAAUCUCAAAAAUUAAGAAUAAAAUGGUAAAUCACAUGUGUUAAUAUGAAUAUUUUUAUUUUUGAUUGUUGAGCAUAAUUAAGGAAUGUUUCUUAGUAUCUACUCUUUGUUUAUGUAUUGAUAAUAUACUCUAAGGCAGUUUUAAAUCAUGUAUUUGCAAAUAAUGUGAGGCUUUGCAAUUGAUUUAAUUUAUUUAAAUUUUAAAUUUGUUUAUAAUCUAGUUUUAAUAACAGAGAACAAUUUUUAUUUAUGUGCAAGUGAUUUAAUAAUUCUUUAUUUCCUUCAGAUUCUAACAAUUAAUCUUUAUGAUAGAUAUUUAAAUAAUAAAACUUUAUUAAAUUUGUAAAAUGAUUUUGUAGGAUAGUAUUUCUUAUGUAUUUGGUUUAGAUUUAAUAGAUUUUUUUUAUUUUUAUUAGGGUUUAAGGAAGGCUUUCCGUAACAUUCCUGGUGUAGAUUUGAUCAAUAUCAGGAAAUUAAACUUGUUGCAUUUGGCUCCUGGUGGUCAUGUUGGACGUUUUAUCAUUUGGACACAAUCUGCUUUCCAAAAGUUAGAUGAUCUUUAUGGUACAUGGGAUAAAAAAUCAACUCUUAAGAGCGGUUACAAUUUACCAUUCCCCAAAAUGUCAAAUACCGAUCUGACUAGGAUUUUCAAAUCUGAUGAACUCAAGAAAUAUUUGCCACCUAAGAGGUAAGAUGCAAUACAUAUAUUUAAUCACUAUAAAAUUAAAUUACAUGUUGAGAUAAUUAUGUUAAUAUAUAUAAUGAAAUUUAAGUAUUGCAUAUGAUGAGAUAAACUUGGUCCGUGUUAUUGAUAUUAUAUGAUAACAUACAAGAUUUUUAAACUUCUGAUUUGAUAAUAAAGUAUUAAUAUUUCUAAUGUAGUUAUAUAAUAUGAUGAGAAGAAUGCUUGGUCCGUGUUAUUGACAUUAUAUGAUAACAUACAAGUUGUUUUAACUUCUGAUUUGACAAUAAAGUAUUUAUAUUUUUAGUGUAGUUAAAUAAUAUGAUGAGAAGAAUGCUUGGUCCGUGUUAUUGACAUUAUAUGAUAACAUACAAGUUUUUUUUAAACUUCUGAUUUAAUAAUAUUAAUACAUAUGAAAAUAUUUGUUGAUCUGUAAUACAGAUAAUAUAAAUAUAAUAAUAUAAUAAUAAUAUCUUGAUAGUAUAAACAUUUUUUUUAAAAAUUACUGAUUGAUGUAUAGGAAUCAAAUUCUCAAUGUGUGAAAUUGAUAAAAAAUAUUUAUUGCUAAUAUUUUAAUAAUACACCAAAUUGGACAUGAUGUAAAUUUUAUUUUUUGAAAUAUGAUGAUUUUUAAAAAUUAUGCUUUGUUUUAAUUUCUGAUCCAAUUAUUUUUUACUUAACAACUAUGUAGACUUAACACAUUCACUUGAAUUAGUUUAUAUUAUAAUGAUUGAUAAUUUUAUUUUCGUAUGUAUUGAACAUGAUGUAUAUUAUAUUUUUGAAAGUAUUAUGAUAUUUAAAAUUAUGCUUUGUUUUAAUUACUGAUUCAAUAAUUUGUUAUCCUCGUAAUACAAUUGAAUUUCUUCAUUUAAUUAUAAUAAUAAAAAAUACAUUUAUUGGAGAUAAUAGAGUAGUUGAAAAAUGACGUGAAAAUAAGGUUGAUUAUGAUAUUUUUAAAAAAAUGCUGUUUUAUUAAUUGCUGAUUCAAAUAAUCAAAUUAUUUGUAAUCAUUUUUUGGUUUUUAUAAACGUUAACUACAGGCCUCACAAAUUUUUUUUUUUUUAGGACUGGAUCAAUACGUCGUACUCGCAAGUUAAAUCCAUUGAAACAUGUGCGUACAAUGUUAAGAUUGAAUCCUUACAUAACUGUCCAGAAACGUGUUGCAAGCCAAGAAAAUAAAUUAAGAGCGUUGGCUCGUGAAACUUAUUUGGCUAAAAAAGAAGGCGUAAGUGAAACAUUUACCAAUUGUCUGAUUUUGUUUAGGAUAAUAAUAAGUUUUAUUUUAUCCAUAGUAAAUAAAUUUGGCAAUAAAUAAUUUGUUUAGUUGGGUAAUUUUAUAAUUUGUUGUUUAGAAACCAACUACAGAAAAGGGGGAGAAGAUAUUGAAGCGUUUUAUCGCCGAGAAGAAAGUAUUACGUGCUGCUAAAAUCAAGGCAAAGAAGGUUAUUGCAGUUAAGGGUUUACGUGAUAUCCAUGAAAAAAAAUUGGAAGCAUAUAGAAAGCGACUCGCCGCCCGGGAUGGUGCCCCACCUACCAAGAGGUGCAAAAAGCAAUUGCCUAAGCCAAAACCUAAGACCAAGACAGAUGACAAGGGUAAAAAACCCAAACCUGUUGCUGCUAAGGCAGUACCAAUUGGUAAAGCUGGUAAAUCUAAGGCAUGA
Molecule: messenger RNA, 6252 nt
Organism: Cinara cedri
Lineage: Eukaryota; Metazoa; Arthropoda; Insecta; Hemiptera; Aphididae
Source: the annotation of a GenBank genome assembly